Molecule: messenger RNA, 1311 nt
Organism: Trichomonas vaginalis G3
Lineage: Eukaryota; Parabasalia; Trichomonadida; Trichomonadidae
Product: glycosyltransferase family
Exons: 1
Coding region: 1-1311 (436 amino acids)
Molecular function (GO): glycosyltransferase activity
Source: RefSeq, a predicted model, not a curated record
AUGUUCAAUUACAAUAAGAGGUUUUCAAAGGUAACAAUUCUUGGGAUUAUACAUUUAGUUCUUUACUCAUUAUUUAUAAUCUAUGCCUUGUUCAAUAAAGGCAUUGGUAACCAAGUAUUACCUUUUAUUUACUUUAUAAUACCUAAUUUCGGAUAUCGGGCCCCAUCAAUCACUGCCAAGUUCAGGGGCACAUCGUUUUUGCCGAUACCUAUGAGAAUCAUGGAAAUUAUAAAUUACAAUUCAGAAUUUACAAACGCAUAUUACCUUACAGACAAUAUAAAACCAGUUGGUUAUGUUCCAUACCCUGCCGAAAAGAUGAUUGCAUGUCAUGGAUAUCUUUAUCACUUAUAUGACUGCUAUGUCGGCAACAAAUUAGUUAUAUGUGAUAAUUAUAUCUAUGAUUUUUACAAUCAUGAUAGAAGAGGAGAGUACACUGCAGGUGUUCGCGGCCAAAUUCACUGUGCAAUCCUAGUUAUUAAAUAUUGGAAUACGUAUGGCCAUAAUUUACAUGACUUGCUCGCUACAAUUCUGUUAUUUCCUGAAGAGGUUUUAAAUAAGAACCCAUAUAUCUUCCACGAUUGGGAUAAUAAAUUACUUGAAGAACAUCUCGACGCCCUUGGUCUGUUUUCCAUAAGGAUAUACCCAUGGCAGCUUGAAUUUGUCAGAUGCGAUGAGUUAUAUUAUAUUCAUCCUCGUGAAGUUGCACAUGAAUUCACUGGAUACAGUCUUCCAAAAAUGCACGACAUGUUUAGGAAGAGAUUCAAGCUGGAUAGUAUUAUACCAACGAAAUACAAUAUGUUGAACAAAAAACCGACCGAAAGUCGACAUUUUACAAAUUUUGUUGAGCUUCAGACAGAAUUGAACGCAAAAUACAAGCCAAUUCAAUGGAAUAUCAUUGAAAUGUGCAAUUCUCUUGAAGAAAAAGGGAAACAAUUUGCUGAAACGUUAUUUUUGAUUGCUAGUGGAGGUUCAAUCGUUUAUCAUGCUUUAUUUAUGAGAGAAAGGUCUUCUAUUGUAGUAUUUUUUGCAGAUCUUGUUGAUUUACCUGAUUUAUCUCUGAUAUGUAUGCUAAAAAUGUAUGGAAUCGGAAUUCAGCAUCAGAAUAUGAGUCAUUAUCAAGGAAGUGGAACGAUUUAUAUAAACAAAACCCUCGAUGCUGUUGAAAAAUUAAUGUAUACGAUGAAGAACGGUGAAUACCCAUAUAUGAAAGGGUAUAGACCUUCUUAUAACACUUCUGUUAUGAAAAAGAGAAUGUAUAAUAAUUAUAACUAUAGAUUAGGAGGAGAAUUUAAUUUGCCUGAAAUCAAGUGA